UCCACCUUCUAGAACAAAUCUAAGACUUCCGGUGUAUGUGCAAAAAGGCGGAACAACUAGCGGCUUUAUCGAGGAAGCAAAGAACCAUUGCGUUAACCAAUAUGGAAACAGUCUGCUCUACUUAACUCAGUCUACAGCCACGAUGUCGAAACGGCCAUCCUAUGCCCCUCCUCCUCCCCCUGCACCAACAACACAAAUGCCUUCAACCCCAGGGUUUGUGGGCUACAACCCUUACAGCCAUCUGGCCUACAACAACCUCCGGCUGGGAGGGAGCUCCGGAGGCUCCAGCAGGAACUCCUCAGGCAUUACUGUCCCAAAGCCUCCCAAACCUCCAGACAAGCCACUGAUGCCUUACAUGCGGUACAGCCGGAAGGUAAGCAGGAAGGUAUGGGACCAAGUGAAGGCAUCCAACCCAGACCUGAAGCUGUGGGAGAUUGGGAAGAUUAUUGGAGGGAUGUGGAGAGACCUGACUGAUGAGGAGAAACAGGACUACCUGAAUGAGUACGAAGCUGAGAAGAUUGAGUAUAAUGAUUCCUUGAAGGCCUACCACAACUCGCCAGCUUACUUGGCCUAUGUCAAUGCUAAGAACCGGGCUGAGGCUGCAAUGGAGGAGGAGAGUAGACAGAGGCAGAGUCGUAUGGACAAAGGAGAGCCUUACAUGAGCAUUCAGCCCGCUGAAGACCCCGAUGACUACGAUGAUGGUUUUUCAGUGAAGCACACAGCAGCCGCUCGCUUCCAGAGAAACCACCGUCUCAUCAGUGACAUCCUCAGUGAGAUUGUGGUGCCAGACGUCCGCUCAGUGGUCACCACAGCCCGCAUGCAGGUCCUUAAGAGGCAGGUCCAGUCUCUUAUGGUGCACCAGAGGAAACUGGAGGCAGAACUUUUGCAGAUUGAGGAUCGCCACCAAGACAAGAAAAGACGCUUCCUGGAGACCACUGACUCAUUCAACACAGAACUUAAACGGCUGUGCAGUCAGAAGGUUGAGGUGGACAUGGAGAAGCUAGCAGCGGAGAUGGCUGCUGCUGAAGAGGCGGCCAGGCGCAGGGCAGAGGAGAGGGAGCGUGAGGCAGCAGAGCAGGCAGAGAAAGCUGCUCAACAGGCACAGCAGCAGCAACAACAAGAGGCUGCUGGAAACAAAGCUGCAGAGCAUAGCAGUGCCAAUGCUAGCAGCACAGCUAACCCCACCUCAGGGACUAAGGAGGAGGAUAAGCCUACACCAAUGGAGACAGAUGAGGUGACACCAGAGCCCUCCUCGGACCCCCAGCCUGCUCCACCUCCUUCAUCUGACCCCCCGUCCUCUGCCUCUGAUAAAGCAACUGCUCCCCCUGAGCCCCCCAGGGAGAGUAGCACUCCUAGCAGUAGUGCCCCCAGUGAUGACAGCACCAGCAGCAACAACAGCAUGCUCCCUCCUCCCUCAGACAGCACCUCCGGAGCAGCAGCCCCUGACCCACCAGUGGCUCAGGAAGCCAACUCCACUGCUGCUAACCCUAAUGUGGCUGCAGCACCACUCCCUACCCCUGCCUCAGAAGAACCAGCCGCUCCACCACUACUGCCACCGAGUCAGAGCAGCCAACAGUAUGAUAUGUAAUAGUCUGAUUGUAAGAUACACAGUGGUAACAUUAGAGGUCCUCCUUGUGCUGCAGCUCUCGUUAAUUCCUCUUCUGGAUGGAGCAGCAGCACUGUAGUUGUGCAGCAGGUGUGGAAGAGGUGAGACUUGUAUAGUGGCUCUGUCAUAAAAAAAAUGUUGUGAAUGAGCAGUACUGAAUGGUUGAGGGUCUCACAGUUGUAUUUCAUGCAAGAGUGACAAAGGCUUUUCAUCAUCCAGCCUCAUGUACCUGGGCCAAACAUCCCCAUGUUGGGGGAAUUUAAUGUUCACUUAAAUCUGCAUUUUUUUUUUUUUAAAUGUAGUCAGCAGACAUGGUUUGAUGAUUUGACUGAAUGAAAUGAAAUAUCAUCAAAUAGUACAAAAAUUGGCUUGACCAAGUUUGUGCUCCAGUUGUCUACAAGCCAUUCCUCUUUCCUUAUGUCAUUUGAUGGAUUUUUUUAAAGAAUAAAAUAAAAUAAUAACAUUCAAGUAGGAUAGGCAGGAGGUGGAGGAGUGUAUUAUUGCCCAGCAUCUAUCUGCAAAUAACUUUUCAGUUGGCAAAGACAAGCAGCAAAUUGUCACAUUGAAGAGGCUGGAACAACAGCAUGUUUGACAUUUUCAUUUGGAAAUUUGAACAACUAGCAAUCAAAAGAGGUAGCAAUAUUGUUUUUCUGUUCAACUUGUAAAAUGUCAUUGAAGCUACAAUUCUACAUCACCAUGCUACUGUGUGAAGGCACUCUUUAACAGCUGCAACAUGUUACAUAACAUUUGUCUAUGACGCCAAGAGAAAGGGGUGUCAGGAUUUGCUUGUAGGCAAAAGGCAUACCGAUGCCUGGUUUUUCAUCUGUAUUCAUAGUUUAAAUGUAAUCCUCCCAUCACUCCACUGUGUAGACUUUGUACUGUCGAAUAUUGCUAAAAUGUUUGAUAUAAACAUGCUCUUAUAUCGCUCCGUCUAUAAACCUUUAAAUCAGCCCUCAUAGUUUUCUUAAAAGACUGCAGCUGCAAACUUUGAGGGUUAAAUGACAACAUUCACUUUCAGUCUGAAUUGUGUGAAGCUCAGAGUAUGUUCCAGUGAUAAAGAGCAACCUUGCAUGAAAGGACCUAACACACCCACCCACCCCUGUUUUAAAACCUCAGAAUUUUGUAUUUUAUCAGAUGGUGUGAUUUGGAAAACUACUACUGUUAUUGCUUCUUUGUGUUUUUAGAGAUCUAGUAGAACCUUUUAGAUUAAUAUACUCGGAAUUCAGCCUUGAUAUUUAACCUGUACUCUUGAAUCAGAUUUUUACUGCGGAUGAGGGACAAUUGGGGUUGUUUCCAGUUCUGAAGUUAGUAGAGGAAUGGAGGAAGGCAUUUAGUUACUGGUGCACUUACAUUCUGCAUGCUCUGUUAAAAACAAACCAUAAUACUGCAAGCAUCUGAACAUUUACUAAAGUCAAAGAAUUGAAAAUUGUUGUUUUAAAUCAAGAGUGUAGGACAAAACACAUGAAGUGCACAAGUGAUGGCCACAUCUCCAAGGUGCUUUUAUAAAAUCUUUGGAUGAGUAUUAACAAUUGACAUGAAUGUUUGUUCCCCUGUAUUUAUCACAUUUAUGUAGAAAGGACUGACACACACUUACUUAGCAUUUACUCUGUAAGAGCUUCUUUACGAGGUGAGGCUGUUUUUUAGAGACUUUCAGCUUUAGACUGCAUAUUCCUGUUAACAUCACAAGCAGAGAAAUGCACAUGCUACCUUCAUCCAAAUGUAACCUCAGUCAUUUUUGCAUUUAAAGGACUGUUUUCUUACUUGACUUGGACUGUUUAUAGUAAUCUUCCUGUUUUUUGCAUCUUUCUUUUUUACUGUCUGAAUUUGUCUAUUCAAAUAAAGAUGAUUUCUCAGUC
Epinephelus fuscoguttatus (brown-marbled grouper) is the source of this 3462-nucleotide messenger RNA. RefSeq names its product SWI/SNF-related matrix-associated actin-dependent regulator of chromatin subfamily E member 1-like. Gene Ontology annotation, molecular function: nuclear receptor binding; nucleosomal DNA binding. Lineage: Eukaryota; Metazoa; Chordata; Actinopteri; Perciformes; Serranidae. Gene Ontology annotation, cellular component: SWI/SNF complex. The record is from RefSeq and is a predicted model, not a curated record. Bases 143 to 1588 code for a protein of 481 amino acids. Gene Ontology annotation, biological process: negative regulation of DNA-templated transcription. The transcript has 11 exons.